UAGAAAACUGUGAGAGGCACUCCUCGGUUACAACACAGUCUGCAGCUCGAAGAGCAGGGGCGGAAUCUGCAGCUGUCAGUCUCAAGGUUUACCUCCAUUAUCACAUCCAGCCGGAGAUUGGAGAACAACUGAUCCCUCUCUAGAAACACAGGAGACAUCAUGGGAGGCAAACUGAGCAGGAAAAGGAAAGGAUAUGAUGUGAGCGACCCCAAAGACAAGAAGGAUGAGACCGCAGCAACACCUGCUGGCGCAGAAGAGUCUGCCAAAGUGGAAGAUGGAGCCCCAUCCACAGCAGUGGCAGCAGUAACUGAAGCUGCAAAAGCUCCAGAAGAACCCAAAUCUGUAUCUCCAGAAGAACUGGCUCCUGUAGUUACAGAGGAGGCUGCUCCUAAACAGGAAUCAGCAGUAGAGGAACCAGCACCAGUAGCUGAAGAACCAGUUGCAGCAGCAGUGGAAGCUCCUGCAGUCGCACAGGAACCAACUGCAGCUGUGGAAGCAGCUCCUGUAAUGGAAGAAAAAGCUGCAGCAGCAGAGGAAGCAGUGCCAGUAGUAGAAGAACCAGUGGUAGCAGCAGUGGAAACAGCUUCAGUCGAAGAAGAACCAGUUGCAACAGCAGUAGAAGCAGCUCCAGUUGCACAGGAACCAGCUGCAGCAGUGGAAGCAGCUCCUGUUGUAGAAGAAAAGGCUGCAGCAGCAGAGGAACCAGUUGCAGCAGCAGAGGAACCAGCUCCAGAAAUAGAAGAGCCAGUUGUUGUAGCAGAGGAAUCUGCUCCAGCAGUAGAAGUAGUACAGGAAAAAGUUCCAGUAGAGCUCUCCGUGACCACAGCAGAAACAGAGGAAACCUCUGCUCCGGCUCCAGAACAAGCUGUUCCAGUUGAAGUUGAACCUGAGUCUGCACCUCCAACUGAGGAACCCCAUGUAGAAGAACCUGCUGCAGCUGUCGAAUCAGUGCCAGAACCAGAAGCUUUUGUAGGCAGCACAGACGCAGCACCUGUGGACCAAGAGCCAGAGCCAGAGUCGGAGCCGGAGCCUGUACCAGAGACUGUUACUGAGCCUGAACCCACUGUGGAGGAGACAGUUGGGGCUGCUGCUGCCUCCGAACCUGAGCCAGUGGCUGAGACAACAAUGAUGCCAGUGCUGGAGUCAGCCACCAAACCAGAGCCAACCAUAGAGGCAGAGCCUAAACAAGAACCAGAGCAAGCAUCAGAGACCAAGGCAGAGCCAGAGAAAGAAGCAGAGCCAGAGCCAGAACUAAAACAGGAACCCAAGCCAGAGUCAGUGAAAGCGCCCGAGCCAGAACCUGAGCCAGAGCAAGCUCCAGAGGCAGAGCUCCAGCAAUCAGCAGAGCCAGAACCUGAGCAAGAUGCUGAGGCAAUGAAACCUCCAGCAGAAGAACAAGUAGAAGAAACUGAACCAAAACCAGCGGUAGCCACAUCUGACAUUACUGAACUCGGGACUGUGGAAGCAGAAGCAUGUGAGGUCUUGGAGGCUGCACCAGAGGGCAUCUCGACUGAAGCCUCCAGCACCGAGACAGCAGCUGAGCUGGAAGCGCCAGAACCUGUCCCUGAGAUUGUCGUCUCAGGUUCUGUCUCUGCCAAUGAAAUUACAGCUGAACCAGAAAAGGCAGCUGAAGCCUCUGUGGAAGAGGUGCCUUGCCCAGAGCCUGAGGUAGAGACCAAGAUGGAAAAUGGAGAACUAGAAAGCCCUUCUCUUACAGAGGAUGCAGCUGAAGUCGAUGCACCACCAGCUGUAAAUGGAGAGUGCAGAGAUCCUACUGCUGCCGUGGCCACACAGGCAGAGGAAUGUGUUAAUGGAAAUGAAAAGCCAGAGGAGACGCCUAUCAAGCAGAUUGACUUUGAACUGAAAAAGGACGUGAACUUGAGUGGGGACAUCCAGGAAGUUCCCGAUGCAGUCUCAGACAUGGUGGAGGGUCUCAGCACUGAAGUCACCCAGGCAGUCUGAACAGAAGACAUCUUUCAAAUCAGUGUGAAUUCAGUUUAAUAUCCCCAAUGGUUCACGAAAGCUAUCAAGGUAUCACAAACAUGGCUAGGCUUUCUGAAAUACUGUAACCACUGCAAUGUCUUUAGUGGUAACUCAGGCAAAAGGAUGUUUUCUCUUGAGUAACCAAAAAUGAAACGCAACCACUUGAGGAUAGAAAGUGACAGACCGAGAUUGAUAGUAAGUGUGAUGAAAGUACAGAGAAGAAACAGACAGUGAAGCUGGACAGCAUGGCAAAAAAAAAAAAAUAUGGACAGUAAAUACGACAUUAAGGAAUGAAAUGAAUAAAUCUGUCUGUGUGUGAAGCCGAAUAAUAUUACAAAGUGGUUUACUGGAAAAACAUUCAUUAUUAGUAUAUUAUUUGAUUUAGAAUUUCAUAUAUCCUUUCUAUUACUAUAUGCAGAGACAUGACAAGUGUUUUGGCCUUUUAUAAUAAUGGUACCUGUGAGAACUUAAUUUUAAACUGAUUGUUCAGAAUAGAGAAUAAAAAGAGAUUGUUAUAGUCUA
This is a messenger RNA of Stegastes partitus (bicolor damselfish), 2505 nucleotides long. Its product is annotated as fibrous sheath CABYR-binding protein. NCBI's taxonomy places the organism in Eukaryota, Metazoa, Chordata, Actinopteri, Pomacentridae. The transcript has 2 exons. The coding region runs from base 160 to 1962 and encodes 600 amino acids. The record is from RefSeq and is a predicted model, not a curated record.